Cynoglossus semilaevis (tongue sole) is the source of this 2480-nucleotide messenger RNA. RefSeq names its product centrosomal protein 63 (gene cep63). Gene Ontology annotation, cellular component: centriole. The record is from RefSeq and is a predicted model, not a curated record. The coding region runs from base 257 to 2059 and encodes 600 amino acids. Lineage: Eukaryota; Metazoa; Chordata; Actinopteri; Pleuronectiformes; Cynoglossidae. Gene Ontology annotation, biological process: de novo centriole assembly involved in multi-ciliated epithelial cell differentiation; centriole replication. The transcript is spliced from 14 exons.
AAAGACUAAAACAUAUCUGUCUCCGCUUGUCGUUCUAACUAAAAUUAAUGCACGCUUUGUAAUAUUCGUAUACGAGUUUCGACCAACGCUGUAUGCUUUUAUUUGAACUCACGGUGUGUUUUUUGCUGGCGUUGAAUGUGGUCUGUGCUUCUGGUAGUAUGGAAUAGCUACUUUAGCCGUUAGCUGCUAUUGGCAAAACGUCACCAAAAAAACAACGUUAAUUAAAACUGCGGUCCUGAGUAGCACUUUUAAACAGAUGGAGGCGUCUCUGGGAUCUCUGCAGAAUCCUGAUCUAAGCGCUGUACUUUCGUCAUGCGAACCGGAGCUGCGGGAGCUGAUGCGACAAAUUGACAUAAUGGUCAACCAUCAAAAGAAGAGCUGGGAGGCUGAGAACCAUGACCUGAGGGUCAGGCUGAAAAGCGGACAAGAUGACCUGCAGGCCACGAGUAAUAUAAUCAAAAGAAGGGAUCUGGAGAUCGGAUUACUCCACAAGCAGCUGGAAAAUGUCCAGACGGACCAACAACAGUUGAUUUCCAAGUACGAGCAACAACUGCAGAAAGUCCGUGAAGAGCUUAAUAGGUUAAAAAGAAGUUACCAGAAGCUUGAGCGCAAACAUGUCAAGGAGUCCAGCAGAGGUUUGAAGGGGACAGACGUUUCCGAGGCAACACAUCUGCAUAAAAAGACUGAGGAGUACCGUCAGCAUCUGACAGAGUGUGAGCAGCAACACGUCUGGUACCAGAAUCAGAUGACAGCGCUGGAGGCCCAAAACAAGAGCCUGACCAAUGAGCUCGCAUGUGUGAAAUCUCAGAUGUCGAUAUUGCAAAUGGAGAAUGAACACAGAGAGUGCUGCUCAGAGGUGCAGAGUCUGCGUACCAGGCUGGAGAGGACUCAAGGAGAUCUGCACUUGAAAGAGCUUGAACUUGAGAAGCUGGAAAUGCUUCAGAUGAGGAGAGGACAGUAUCAGGGAGAUCAGCAGGGAUUGACAGAGAAACCGGAAGAGCUUUACAGUAUGCCUGACACCCGGGACACACCAACGCAAAAACAUGAAAUUGAACUCCAAAGACUUCAGAAUGAAAACGCCAGACUAAACCAGUCACUUCGGGCUAAAGAUCAUGUCAUUCGAUCUCUGGAGGACUGUUUAACAGCCCAAGGCUGUGCUGGGCUGGAACCAUUCAGAAGGGAUCUGGAGAAAACAGCAACUCAGCUCCAGUCUGCCCGAGCCUGUGAGGUGCAUCUCAAGGCUGAGGUGGUCAACCUGAGGGAGAGGCUGGAAAACCUGAACCGACAGAAAUCUGAUCACACAAAUACAGAACAAGAUCUACGGAGCCUGAGAGCAGAGUAUGACUGUGGUGUUGCGGAAAUAAAAAAGCUCAAAGAAGAGCUUCACAGAGCCAGGCAGAGUCACAGUGACGAAGUGGACAGGCUGAGGAAGGAGGUGUCGAAGAUGACCGACGAGCUGCGUCAGCGUGACCUCACUAUUGACUCGCUGAAGGGAUCUUUGUCCAACAUCACGCAGCAACUCCGUGCCGAAUUGGAGCGAGAGAAACAGAGGGCCGCAGAGCUACAGGUGACUCGGACUCAGCUGGAGGUUGUAAAAACUGAAAAUCACCGUCUGAAGGAUCUGCUGCGCCAACCGGGGAUUCGCUCCUCCAAAGUUUGUUUUAAUUUAGUUCUGAAUCUAACGGCCGUAACGCAGGAGGAUUCCUCCGGAACAGCCAUGCGAGAAAAUCACAUGUCCUCGCAAAGCAGCCUAGAACAAGAGAACGAGAUGUUAAGACAGGCACUCACUGCGAUACAUGCAAAGAAAUCUGAACAAACCUCUGCUCAGGACAGAAUUAAAGUUAUGGACCAAAAGAAAAAGCAAGAUCACGUGAAAGUCUUAGAAGCCAAGCUGCCAGAUCCUGGCCCUCACCAUGAAGCAGAGAACCAGAAGCUCUUUAAAAAACAGCAUCCACUGUCCCAAUCUCCAUCAGAGCAACCCUGCAGCCAAACCCCAGAUAAUGGAUCCCCUUCAUCAUCAUCGACCUCCUCCUCCUCCUCCUCCUCCUGCAAUAAUUAAAAACUUACCAAGAAAGACUCUGUGCCAAGGUCAGGUAACACAGACUCGAUGAUGAGAGUAACGACUCCUUCUUCCCCUCCGGAGCAGUUAUCACUAUCACCGCCAGAUGGCAUCGUAAGUCGUUUUCUCGAGAAAGAAACGAUACUGAGCCAAGCGCUGUUUCAGAGACUGGACCACCACAUCCAGGGAAUGAAAGACGACAACCUGAGGACUGUCUCCAAGUGUCUACAGCGUGUCCCAGAACCUGUGUCCCAGCCGGCGUCUGUUCAGAAUGAUAAGUGACAGAAUAAGAUGGAACAAAUCGAAAGUGCCGGGAACUUAUCAAAUGAGGGGUGCACCAUAGUACUUAAUAAGGAUCAAGCGAUUGUUUUAAAUUUUUUUUUAUGUAUAAAGCGUCAAAAAAUAAAAAAAAUUGCGUUGA